Molecule: messenger RNA, 375 nt
Organism: Sabethes cyaneus
Lineage: Eukaryota; Metazoa; Arthropoda; Insecta; Diptera; Culicidae
Exons: 1
Coding region: 1-375 (124 amino acids)
Molecular function (GO): nucleic acid binding; zinc ion binding
Source: RefSeq, a predicted model, not a curated record
AUGUCUGUGAUUUUGGAAACCGAUCCGUGCACUUUCGAUAUGCUGAUGAAGAUGAAGCGUGUUCUUAUCGGCUGGGAGCUGUGCAAGGUUGUCGAAGCGAUAACAGCCUUCCGAUGUUUCAACUGUUCGGAAUACGGCCAUAAAGCAUCCGCAUGUAGCAAACCCCAUUGCUGUCCCAAGUGUGCUGGACCCCACGAUGCCAAGGAAUGUUCGGCUGAUUUUGUGAAGUGCGUUAAUUGUGACCAGCUUAAUAAACGACGAAACGCUCCUGACGAUAACCUUGUUGAUAUCUGCCAUGCUGCUUGGAGUAUUGAUUGCCCGCUCAACAUGAAGAACUUGAAACGUGCCCGACAGAGGAUUGACUACUCGACAUAG